Messenger RNA from Schizosaccharomyces japonicus yFS275, 4628 nucleotides. RefSeq lists its product as hypothetical. Gene Ontology annotation, cellular component: cytosol; cell cortex; TORC2 complex. The transcript has a single exon. Gene Ontology annotation, biological process: TOR signaling; signal transduction; TORC2 signaling. The record is from RefSeq and is a predicted model, not a curated record. The coding region runs from base 501 to 4355 and encodes 1284 amino acids. NCBI's taxonomy places the organism in Eukaryota, Fungi, Ascomycota, Schizosaccharomycetes, Schizosaccharomycetales, Schizosaccharomycetaceae.
AACGUAUUGUCUACUAAACUAAUGUAACUCAUGUUUUUGAUCGCAUCCAGUCCCCUUGCAUCCAGUUCUUCUUGUAAUCUCUGCUUAGCCUUUCUCUGUCAGUACUUCAUCUUCAUCUCCUUAAACGUGAAAACUUUUAUUUGUUAAUUAACAAAAACCGUAUAGCACGGUGUAUGAAGUUAACGGAUAGUAUUUGUUCUGAGAAUAGUUUUCAUCCGUAUCCUCUUGCGCGGCUCCAUACCACAUUCCCUUCCCCUAUAGCAUCUUCCACCUCCUACUACUUAAAAACGAAGAAACCACAAUUCGCGCCAUUGCUCAAAUGCUAGUCAAUUUUUGACAUUGGUGCACUCCAUAGGUUGUGUUUAUUACGUUUUGGUUCAUCUUUCCAACGAUAUACUCCAGAAAAGCUGCAUUCCUGCAGCUUUUGUUUUGAAAACAACCAGCACCUUAUGGGAGUUUCCCUACUAAUUAAAAGGUUUUAAUACGGUUUACUGUUUAUAAUGUCAAGAUGGAAAGGAACAGAUGGUAUGAACGCCAACAGUCAGAAGCCUAGUGCACCAAUUUUAAGUGACACAAGGCAGAAGCCAGAUAUCCCGUCAGGAUGUACGUUAGAAGAACUGGAAACAAGGCUUGGAAUAGAGCAAAAGAUUAAGGAUGGCGCAGAGAACUUGCUUCAGGUAUUUGAUACAAAAACGAAGAAGGAGGACCGAGACAAAAAGGAGCUUUUGAGAGCACAGGUUAUGCAGGAAUUGGAAAAUUCGAGUCGAAAAAUUGAACAAAUUGAGUCCAUGAUUGACAAAUUAAAGUUGGAGCAGCAAGAUUCUGAUACUGAUUUGCUUACACAGACCGACUUGCAGCGCACAUUGCCUUUCAAUCAAUCAGUUAAAAACCUUACAACGACACAUACAGUGGUAACUCAUUCAAACAAUGAAGUGUCACAACAAUCGUUUUCUCAAUCUACUCAGGUGCUUGAUAAUGCAGACCUUUCGAUAGCACAGAUGUUGCCAAGUGAUGAAGAAAGCUAUGACGAUGAAGAUGUUGCUGACGACGAGGCAGAUGUUGGACAAAAUACAAAACAGUACAGUUCCGUACAGUCUGGGAAAUAUUCAGGGUUGCAAAACUUCGAAGAAGUUUGUCGUGAUCUGGAACGUGCUUGCGCAUAUCCAUGUCCUGAAACUGUAAAUUGUGCAAACUGCAUGUGUAAUCUUCUCCAUAAUAUGCAAGCAACUCUUCCAAAACCUUUAUGGAUGAAACUCGCGGGAUUACUUCGAAGAAUGCUAUCCUUUAGCAUCACUGAGAUAACAGGUUGCUCCUUCCGCAUUCUUCGGUUGUCUCUGAUUAAAUGUACAGCAUUACAGCAAAUGGCUGAUGUUCGAGCAGAACAAAUUUUGGCUCGGUCUUUAUUGGCGAAUAAGGAUGAACAGCGGGUAGAACGCGAACAAGCUUUUUUGCUUUUUCGUUGCCUAUGUAACGCUGUGAAUGAUACGGAAGAUUUCUCUAUCUUGAUGCCAUCCUUACGUACAAUUGUUUCCAUCGCAGAACAGUCUGGUGAUCCAUAUCGUUUCGUCUCGUUGGAAACUCUGAUUGAAUUACUUGUUUCUUCCCCAACGCUAUUACUGGAGGCUGACUGUUUACGACCGGUUUUGCAUACACUUGUUGAUGGCACACUGUCACCAAACUUAGCUGGAACAGCAAUUUUUGCACUAGUUCAUAUUCUCGAUAAUCCGAUGGCAUACAAAUGUCCCACACUUUUGACGGAUAUUGGUCUACUUUGGGUUCCAUUAACUAGCUUGUACAAAUAUCACAUUGAUGAUCGAAAUGAUGAUUCUUCCGAUCAAUCGUCGAAUGUGACUAGAUGUUGUAUCAAAGUCGUUUCCGCUCUACUUCUUACUUGGCCGGGUUUAUGUACUCUCUUUGCAAAUGAUGCGCAAGCACUUAAAUCAUUAGUGGAUGCGCUACGGGUUCCUUCUUUUAGCGCUCGUUCAGACAUAUUGGAUUUAUUUUUCUCGAUUUUCAAUAUUGAGAAUACAGGCUGGUCAGAAUCCUUUGCCGCAGGAAAGCGGCUGACAAUCGUGAAAACAAAGGCAAGCACAAAUGAUGAUGAAUUUCUGCCCAUAAAGCCAAAUACUCACACAAAUAAGUGCAUGUCUCUUUCACAACAUUAUAUUGCAUUUCUUUUAUAUGUUUUUUUAAAACUCGGGCUUUUGGAUGGAAUUAUAAGCAUGAUUAAACUGAACGAUGAUAUCCUAUUGUCAAGAAAAGCAACUUUUCUAUUGGGUGAAUUGCUUCAAAUGUCAGAUCGCUAUAUUCCUGCUGAGUUUAGUGCAGAAAUUCAAUCACUCCCUUCAUUAUUUGAAAUGGCCUCUCGUUUUAACGCUGAGGAUCGUUUUGUUGCUACGUCUGUGCUCCAAUCCAUUGAAGGACUGAACCGAAUGCAGGCCCAAUCUUAUGAUUUAACUGCCAAAAAGCCGCACUCAUUUAUAUUUAACAAACGUUGGACAGAUGGCUCCUUUCGGGGACAACGCCAAGUUGAGCACGUAAAAAUCAAGAUGGGUUUACAAUUAGAUGACAAUCAUUUUCGACAUAUAUUAUCUGAAACAAAUGUUCUAACGACUCGGAAUUAUCAAAAAUGGCAAUGGGAUGCUUUGGUUGAGUUACUUCAAGGUCCUUUGCUUAGUGCAAAACGAUUAGAAGAAGCCAUGCAUGCAACAAAAUUUAUGAGAAGGUUACUAGGUUUCUACAAGCCGUUUAGUAAUCGGUUUUCAGGUAUAAAAAAUACCAAACCUAAUCAUAAAUAUAUUCAAGUUGGCUGCCUUUUAUUCAGCACUCUGCUAGCUAACCCCGAAGGGGUUAAGUACUUAGCUGAAAGUAAGGUUUUGCGUCAAAUAUCCGAAGCGCUGCAACAACUGGAUAACAAUGCCGAUGUAUUUAUGGUACCGCUCUUUUCAAAACAUCGCCUAGCAGAUACGUUGAGUUGGGGGUAUUUUCCUAUGUUAGGUGUUCUAUCAUCUUCUAAAGAAGGCCUUAGCGUUUUAGAGCGAUGGCGUAUAUUUACGACUCUUUAUCAUCUUUCAGAAAAUCCUUCAUGCGAUUACUUAACAAUUGUACUGUUAAAACAUCUUGAUUAUCGUUUGGAGGGGCAUCCAAGAGUACUUCUCUCAAAAACUCUAGUUGCAGCUGAUGAUUCUGUUCGCACAGAAGUCACCAAUUUCCUAAGCAUUCUAUUGCGGUCGGAUUAUGCAGAUUCUGAAUUACAGCAUUGGGUCAUUGAUUUGCUUAUUCUGCAACUUUACGAUCCCUUUCCUGAAGUCUGCACUGCAGCUGUUCGGUUAUUGAACGAUGCUAGUGCAGAGUCGGAGUCACUUUUGGAAUACAUAAUCCAGCGGAAGCCUUCUUUAAUUCAUCUUGGUGAUAUAGGGGCUUCGUUGCUACUUCGAUUUCUCGCAACGAGCGCGGGUUUCUUAUAUCUUUCAGAAAUUGAUUACGUACAGCGCGAGUUGGAACAGUGGCACUCGUGGAAGAAUGCAGCUUAUGUGGAUGCAGUGGAGCAGAACCAAUUGCUUGCAAUCAUUGAUGAACUAGGCCUUGCUACGGAUAUGUUUAAGCCUCUCGAGUCUGAUGUUCUACCUUUGCAUUUUUAUGGAGAAUUAGUUAAAUCUCCUGAGGGUUGUGAGUUGUUGCGCAAAACUCAGCAUAUGGAAGAGUUUAUGUCUAUAAUCAGAAAACAUUCAAUAACAGAGUGUUCUCCUGGUGCUACCCAUCAGCUUAAAAGCGCAUUGUGGACGGUGGGUAACAUUGGAAAGUCUACUUUUGGUAUUCCUUUCUUGCAUGAACAUAAAGCCAUUGAAAUUAUUAUUGGGAUUAUUGAAACAAGUCCAGUUGCUAGUGUGCGAGGAACUGCGUUUCACGUACUUGGAUUGAUUUCGAGGAAUGACGAAGGGUUGUUGCAUUUAAGGAAACAUGGUUGGUAUACGCUUACGUCGUUAAUGUCCGUCUCUCGAGGUCUUUGCUUGCCGGCAGAUUUCAAAAGAGUCUUUAAACCAAUCUACACACCUCCGAUACCUAAUCGCUGUUCUGCUUAUUCGCCAAAUUAUUCAUCCUUUUCACAAGAGGAGAAAGAAGCUGUUCGUCUUGUUGCUAAUCUGUCAAAUCAUGUACUAAGCAACCAAUCUGCCAGGAAACUUACAAGGCUUAAAUCACGGUCGCCCGACGUUUUCGAAUCCAGAGAAGUUAUUAAGGCAUGUUUACAACUGCUAAGCAAUUAUCAUUAUAGGACCCAAAUACGCUCUUUUGUAUACAGUUUUUUUCAGUCGCCAAAUUUUUAUCGAGCGUGCUAUGAAGAUGAUGUUUCCUAAUAGACGCCCCAAGCAACAUUCUGCUGCAGGUUUGCAUCCUCGGUUGAUUGGUUUCAUUCGUUACCUUGUGUAUAUCAACCUUCAAUGACAUUUCAUGAGUUGUAUUUUUAGCAUAUUUUAUACUUUUUUGCUACACGGGCACCUCUAAUUUCUUUAUUUUCUGUAGUUUUUCUAAUAAUUAUUAGCAACAAAAUCAGGUACAUCUAUGGUAUAUGGCAAUGUGCUUUUCUGGAUAGAGGUUCUAAGAGUCGCGCUGUGACACUACUUGCACAC